Messenger RNA from Jaculus jaculus (lesser Egyptian jerboa), 2126 nucleotides. RefSeq names its product microfibril associated protein 3 like (gene Mfap3l). The transcript has 3 exons. The record is from RefSeq and is a predicted model, not a curated record. Lineage: Eukaryota; Metazoa; Chordata; Mammalia; Rodentia; Dipodidae. The coding region runs from base 246 to 1475 and encodes 409 amino acids.
UGGCCUCACCCAGACAGGAAAACAGCAGAGGCCUCAGGGGAGUAGAGACAAUUCCCUUCUUUCUACUGAAGAAAGAUGUGGCUAAUAACUGUUACCGCCUCUUGAUACCUCUUCAGAUUCUUAAUCAAGUACCAACUCCAUGGAUCUAGGACAGGUUUGUCCUGUGGCCUGCUCUGAACAGUGUGUUUUCUGACAGAAGAUUCCAUUGGCAAACCAUCUCUUGCCUUACAGAGCGAGCAAAGAAGAUGGAUCUAUUGAAGAGCCAUCUGACUGUGUGCUUUCCACCUUCUGUGCCCUUUCUAAUCCUAGCGUCCACUCUAGUAACUGCUGAGAAUGUGACUACCAGCACUUUAAAUGGCACUGGCGUGCUCUGGGGCUCUGUGCCUGUAAUCCUCACCAGGACCGACCAUGUCAUAGUCAAGGAGGGGAACAGCGCCCUGAUUAAUUGUAGUGUUUAUGGCAUGCCCGACCCAGAGUUUAAGUGGUUUAAUUCCGUUGGCAAACUGCUAAAAGAAGAAGAGGAUGAGAAGAAGAAAGUAAGAGGAAAAUGGCAAAUGCUAGAUGGAGGCUUCUUGAACAUCACCAAGGUGUCUUUCUCAGACCGAGGUAAAUACACAUGCAUGGCUUCUAACAUUUAUGGCACCGUGAACAACACGGUGACCCUGAGGGUCAUCUUUACCUCUGGAGACAUGGGUGUCUACUACAUGGUCGUGUGCCUCGUGGCCUUCACCAUCGUCAUGAUCCUGAACAUCACCCGCCUGUGCAUGAUGAGCAGCCACCUGAAGAAGACCGAGAAGGCCAUCAACGAGUUCUUCAGGACAGAAGGCGCCGAGAAGCUGCAGAAGGCAUUUGAGAUCGCCAAGCGGAUCCCCAUCAUCACCUCAGCCAAGACUCUAGAGCUUGCCAAAGUGACCCAGUUCAAAACCAUGGAGUUUGCCCGGUACAUCGAAGAGCUUGCCAGGAGCGUGCCUCUGCCUCCUCUCAUCAUGAACUGCAGGACCAUCAUGGAGGAGAUCAUGGAGGUGGUCGGGCUGGAGGAGCAAGGCCAGAACUUUGUGAGGCAUACCCCAGAAGGCCAGGAGGCCACAGACACAGAUGAGGUCUAUACAAUCCCCAACUCUCUAAAGCGGAGCGACUCUCCCACCGCCGACUCAGAUGCCUCGUCCCUGCAUGAACAGCCUCAGCAGAUCGCCAUCAAGGUGUCUGUUCACCCCCAGUCCAAAAAGGAUCAUGUGGAUGACCAAGAGGGUGGACCGUUUGUGGACAAAGAUGAAGAGGAGACCGAACCGUCAGCAGACCAUUCCCCAGAAACAGCUGAGCCUUCUACAGACAUAACGACCACCGAGAUAACAUCUGAAGAGGCCACUCCUACAGAAGGGUCAGAACAAGGACUGCCACCAGCUCACCUGGAAACAACAGAGCCAGCAACGACAGAUGACACAAACACCUGCAUUAUUUACGAAAGCCAUGUCUAAUAUUAACUCUGAAAAGCUAUGCAUAUCCAGAAAAUCAGGGGCUGCUCCAUGUAAUACAGAUGUCGUAUGCACUUGCCGCUAAGCCUUACCAGGAGACUCAUCCCUUAGGUAGGAGUGGUGCCACACGAAAAGGGAGAAAUGCCUGCCUACAGCUCAUGUGACUGGACUUGUCUCGGUAGAAAAGGAUGUGAGACAUAUUGAGGUGCAGCACUGAUAAGAUGGGCAGAAGAUCUCUAUGUGAUCUGAAUUUUAGAGGCCAUUCUCUACCAAAUCCCCUAGUUGGUGAUGCCCUUUUGGCAAACAGUACACUGUUGUAAGACAUUCUGAGUGCAGGAGCCCUGUCCACUGCUUACUGCAUUGCUUUUCCUUUUAAGAAUCAUAGCUCUGCUACAGUAGCCAAUGCUCGCACUUUCUUCUCAGUCUUAACUACCUUCACUGUUCCUUUGUAAUGGAGUAGUGACUAUUAACACUAAUUGCUGUCUCUGCUUUAGUCUUUACCACUUUGGUCCUUAUUUUUCCCUACUAUGUUUACCUCAGAGGCUUGGUUAUUGGUCACUGGUUCCAUGACUGAUGAUUACAAGCCAUUUGUAAUGUUCCAAAGUAGUUACUGGACUUUUUUUUUUUCUUUCCCCCUUCUUUUUUUUUUUUUUU